Molecule: messenger RNA, 1660 nt
Organism: Paramecium pentaurelia
Lineage: Eukaryota; Ciliophora; Oligohymenophorea; Peniculida; Parameciidae
Source: the annotation of a GenBank genome assembly
AUGGCCUAUAGUAUUUCAAAAGAUGCACAAUAAUUACUAUGUGAGAUCAUAAAUUAAAUAAGUUUAACUGAGAGGAAAGCAGAAUAAAUAAGAAUAUAAUUAUGUAGAAAAACUAGUUUUAAUCCAUACGCAUGCUUUAAAAGGUAAUACAUGUAGCAAAACCUAGAUUAGAUUCAAUGAAUACUAAUUAAAUUAAACCAGAAUAAGUAGAACAACUUUUAAAAGAGAAUGAUUUUUUCGUUUAAGAACUUAUUACAUUGUUUAAUAAAACAUUUAUGAAGGAAUUUUUUAAUUAUCAAGAGUAUUAUAAAUGGUUUCUAAUUUUUCAGUUUUCUAAAUUUAAUUUUACCAAAAAUGGAUAGUGAAUUAAGAGAGAUCACAGCUAUGAAAUAACCAACAAAAGCAGCUGUUGAAAAAUAGAUUGAUUAUACAUUAGCUUAAUUAUUCAAUUUGUAAUAAUAAUAUUAAUUAUAGAGAAUUUAAUGAAGCUAUUAAUUUAGAAAGAUUGAAAAUUAGAUUAAAUAAUUAAUAUAAUGCUGAUUAAAUGUUUUAAAGUUUAGAUUCUCUAAAUAAUAAUACUCUAAAUUUUAAGGAUUUUGAUAGAUUUUUUAGAAGAAAUGGACUUCUAAUAUAUGAAGAAGAACUAGUAAUAAAAAAAUAAUUAUUAAUAGAUAGCAUUCUUUUAUAGAAUAGAUCUUUAAAGAACAGGAUAGAUUACUUUAAAUGAUUUUCGUAGAAUGUUAGAACCUUAACAAAAAUCAUAAUAAAAAGAUUAAAAUUAUUAUACAUAAACUCCAAAAUAGUCAGUUUCAUAACCUAAGAUUAAGAAUAUCUGUAUUGAUGAAUUUGGUAGUGGUAAUAAAGCUGGAUAAAUAAUUUAAUCUAGAACAUUUUCAACAAGCAACAAAAAAAAGUUUUAAUCUAAUAGAAGAGCUUCAUCUAUUACAGAAAGUCUAUAAACAACUAAAAUAACAGAGAAUUUUUUAAAUGAUGAAUAAAGAUUUAUUGAUUUAGGAUUGGAAGUUUUAAAAUUGGAAAUGUAUUUAGAAGAAAUAAAAUUAAAAUUAUAAUAAUAAAAAGAUUUCAAUUCUAUGGAUUUCUUUCAUUUUAUGGAUUUAAAAAAUAAAGGUAAAGUGAAUCAACAUGAAUUUAUAUAUUUUUUAGAAUAAAUAUAACUAAAAAAUAUAGAUGCGAUUGAGUUAUUUAAUUAUUUAGAUAAAGAUUUAGAUGGAUUUAUUAGAUAUUCUGAUAUUUCUGAAUUUAUAUCACCUUCAAAUAUGAGCUCAACUUACAUUUGUAAGAAACCAGCUAAAAAUAGUCAUCUCUCUUAUUCAAUCUCUUAAUUAUUCUCAAAAUAAACUAUUAUAUUAAUUCAAUUGUUAUUUAAUUAAUGGAAUGAAAAUGAAAAAAUCAUUAGACUUAAAAAAAGAUAAUUCUUGAAUGAAUAAAAUAUGUAUUAAAUAUUUAAUAAACUUGAUCAAUAUAAAAAAGGAAAAUUCAAUCGUUAAGAUGUAUAUAUAUAUAUUUAUUAUUAAUUUAGCUUCAACGUUUUUUUGAUCUUUAUAAUGUUAAAGACGAUAUUAAAUUACUGUUUAAACGAUUGGGAAAACUAAAUAAAGAGAUUAAUUAUAAGGAAUUUGAAUUAUUUUUUAUUAAUUGA